Galdieria sulphuraria is the source of this 331-nucleotide messenger RNA. RefSeq lists its product as uncharacterized. The annotation marks the transcript as partial. The record is from RefSeq and is a predicted model, not a curated record. The transcript has a single exon. NCBI's taxonomy places the organism in Eukaryota, Rhodophyta, Bangiophyceae, Galdieriales, Galdieriaceae.
AUCUUUCAAUUCUAUUACAUCUGCUACAGCGAUUCCAACCUUCACUUCAGGUGAUGUUGUCAAUGGAUCGCCAUCUUUUUCCACAAACCCAACAACGAGUUCUAGUGUCGUGAGUGGCGGUAUCUCUUCAUUUUCAGCGUUCCCUGUACCUACUUCAAGUAUUCCAGUAGAAACUACCAUUUUCUUUUAAGAAGUAAGGAUCGAUGGACGUGCACAGUCAAAAAGGUUAUAUCAUACAACUGAUUGUGUUAUAAUAAGCAGAAAACAAUCAUUGAUGUUGCAAGGUCAAAGGACUUUGAAUAAAGCAAAAAGGUUGCAUUUAUUUUUGAAA